AUGGAUAUAAAAUACUUCCCCGCCAGCACGUACUGCGACUCCAUUGUCCGCUUCCUCGAUGCCAUCGAGUACCAUGACGACAACCUGACACACAAUGAGCGGGCCGAAGGCCUUCGGCGUGUCCAUUCCAAGACUGCACAGUACUUUACUGAGCCUCUUCCAAGGUGCAUCCUCAAAGAUGUUGCUCCCCGCCGAAUAGCCGCUGUCACGCGGACCAUCUCGCAUUUCGUUGUCUAUUGUUGGAGUAAAAUACCCCGUGAAGCCCAAGUAGACGUCUCUAUCUAUCUCUCCAUUAUCAAUGUCCUAGACGACGAGAUCAGCAGCGAGCCCAGCACCCAGAUGGCCACCUUCUGGACAGACCUUAUCCGGGGCAAGCAACAGAAGCACCCCUUCUGGGUGCUGUUCAACUCCCACCUGCCCCGUCUCCUAAGACACUACGGCAGCUUUUGCGCCUUCAAUAUCAUGCGCUGCACAUUCGAUUACUUCGAAGGAUGCUGGCUCGAGCAACACAACUUCCAGGGCUACCCCGGCGCCGACCGCUACCCAUCUUUCCUCCGCCGGUUAAGCUGCCUCGGCGGCGCUGUCGCCGGAACCAUUUUCCCCGCCGCCCACUUCGACCACCAAAAGCUCUUCAAGGAGAUGUCUUUCGUGAUGGCCCAAAUGGACGGACCUGUUGCCCUCAUGAACGAUCUUUUCUCCUUCUACAAAGAAUACGACCAGGACGAAGCCAACCUGGUCACCAACUGGUGCACCGUGGACGGAGUCACCAUGGACCAGGCUCCCGUCCGUCUCACGGACGACACGAUCCACGCCUGUGUGCGCAUUUUGGAAGUACUAAAGGACAAAGACCCCGCCAUGCUGACGACCAUCCGCGGGUUCAUCCACGGGUACGUAACGUGGCACAUCUGCGACUUCAGGUACAGAAUGCGGGAGAUCUACGAGCGUGACGAUCUAGACGCCGCGGGCACCAAGUUCCGCGCUUACUUUGACAAGGCGAUCGAUGUGGGGUGGGUGGAUACUGAGGAGUGGACCUGCCAAGUCCAGGGCUUUGAAGUCGACGGGCCGGCCCCGAAAGGAUCUGAGAUACAGGCGUAUCGGUCCAGCGCUUUUGCAUUCUCUGUCGAUACGUCUGGAUACCACAGCAAGGACUACGUGGGGAGUUCGAUAAUUGGUAUGUUUCAGUGGGUGGCGCGGUAUGUGAGGGGAAAAUCUCGCUAG
This is a messenger RNA of Aspergillus campestris IBT 28561, 1218 nucleotides long. Its product is annotated as Trichodiene synthase. Gene Ontology annotation, molecular function: carbon-oxygen lyase activity, acting on phosphates. The transcript has a single exon. The coding region runs from base 1 to 1218 and encodes 405 amino acids. NCBI's taxonomy places the organism in Eukaryota, Fungi, Ascomycota, Eurotiomycetes, Eurotiales, Aspergillaceae. The record is from RefSeq and is a predicted model, not a curated record.